GCCCGUGUUUCGACUGAACGCAACUGAACAAUGUUCAGAGAGUACAGCCCACCUAAAAAUAAUAGGGUAUCUGACUCCCUCAGCAGCAAUCCUGAAUCGCCAGCCUCUUCGACCAAAGAACCCAAUGGAAGUUCUUCUGAUACGGAAUCGCUUCAAAGUGGACUAACGGAGGAACGAUUCCGGAUUGACAGAAAGAAAUUAGAGGACAUGCUUUUAGUUCAGCAAAAUGGAAACGGGAAAAUAGAAAAUGCAGAAAACUUCUUCCAAAAGGUGAUGCAAGAAACUUCUACGCAGAUCUCGUGGCCAUCGAAGCUCAAAAUUGGGGCAAAAUCAAAGAAAGAUCCCCAUGUGAAAAUAGUGGGUAAACCAGAAGCGGUACAGAUGGCGAAAGAUCAAGUUUUGGAAGUUCUUGAUACAAAGAAAAAUCGCGUCACGCUGAAAAUGGAUGUCUCUCACUCGGACCAUUCCUAUAUCAUUGGUAAAGGUGGAUUCAAAAUCCAACAAGUGAUGGAAGAAACUGGAUGUCACAUCCAUUUUCCCGAUUCGAACCGCAACAGCGCAGCAGAGAAAAGUAACCAGGUUUCAAUAGCGGGUCAAGCUGCAGGAGUAGAACAAGCAAGACUGAAAAUAAGGGAGUUACUACCUCUGGUAUUUACGUUCGAGCUACCCAAUGGUGAAAAUAUCAGUCCAGGAGAGGAAUGCUCCCCUGCAAUCCAGCACAUACAGCAGACAUACAGCUUCAACGUUGCAUUUCGCCCUAUAGGCCCUGUGGGUCUGGGUCGAACUCUCCUCGUCGUCCGGGGUUGUCAAAGACUUCUCUCCAGACUGCGACAAGGACUGGCUUUGCUUAUGGAAUAUCUUACUGGAUCGAAAACGAUUCCUGUAAUGGGGUUCAUGAAGACGGAGAUAGCCGCUCAGCACCACCAGUUUGUAAUGGGAGCGGGUAAUGUAAAUAUUCAGAUGAUCAUGAGCAAGACUGGUGCCACUAUAAUAUUCCCCGAUCCUGCGUCUUCGUCAUUUGGCGGCGAUAGUCCAACGCAGCCAAUAUCGCUUAUGCCGGGACAAAACAUCCUGAGAAGCAAGUCCACCAUCAUAAUUCAAGGAUCUUUUGAUAGUGUAUGCUUGGCUUGGCAGGAAUUAUUGAAAUGUUUGCCUCUGGUACUGAUGUUCGACUUAAAGGAAGGACAAGAACUAGACCCUGUUAUGGUGAAUAACUUCAUGGAGGCUUUUAACAUAAAUAUUAUGGUGAGACCAAAAUUGAAAGAAAAUACGAAGUCCGUUCUUAUAAGAGGGGCAGAAAAAGAUAGCAGGAUCCUCUUCCAGGUUCGUAAAGAGAUCCUCAGAUUAGAGGAAGACGACUCUUGCCCUCCGUCGCCAAGUUUCAAGCAAGCCAGUUUCCGGGUGCCCACAAUGGAUUCCUUCAGACUUCAGCCGAAUGAUGUGAAGGACUUCAACAAAAAGCAAGGUAUGACUACUGCGGAGUCCCUCAACAUCUUGAGCAACAUUAUUCAACAGAAUCCACAGAUUGUGGGACUCUUGAACAACCUUUCGUCUGCUUUUCCUUCAAAUGGACCGGAAGUGGUUCACCAGCAGCAAAUGCCAAGUGCUUUGUAUAGAAACGUUAUGCUUCCCAAUCCUCCACCGCAUCAAACUGUUCAAAUGAAUCAUUUUCCUGCAAGAAAUGUUGAAAAUUGGAUUAACCGCCCUGACAGAAGCUACGCAUUUACAUCUGGGAUAAACGUGACAAACUACCUUCAAAAAGAUAGAAACCUUCCAUUUGAUGACGGAGAUUCUGGAAUAUUUUUGCCCUCUAAUAACAGGUUCUUUAGUAAUGGAUUUGGAUCCAAAAGUGAUCUCAGCAGUCAACCAGAAUCUUCCGCAUCGUCAACAUCAUCGAACGAUACUCCUGAUUACAAACCAAGAUUCCAAAGAAAGGAUUUUCAGACUAAAGACAUAGCUACGGCGAAUAAUGAUGUACAUCAGCUUCUCGUUGAUUAUGGAACUAAGAAAUUAACUGCGAACAAAGCUAUGCAGCAAUCCGUGGAAGGCGUGAGAACUCCGAAUACACUUUGGUCUGGAUUUGGUUUUUCGAAGUCUAUGCCGGACUUCUCGGGAAGAAAUAAAAGACCAAUAACAAACUCUGGAUCUAUAUCAGAAUUUUUGGAGACUGACAAUGCAAGUAUAUCCAAUGUUGAAGCAGCAGCUGCAAAAGCUUGGAAUUCGGAUAUUCCGGAAAAGAAUGACAGUCCAUUGGAGCAAGUGUCUUCUCCAUUUGCCUUGAGCAACUUUUGGGAAAACUUGCCAAGAGCACCCCCUGUGAACUACAGUUCCAUUAAAAGCUUGGAACAACUCCUGCGUGUUUUAGACCUUGAAAAGUACGGUGAUGUGUUCGUACAUCAUGAGAUUGACUUGCCCAUCUUCCUGACAUUGAAUGAAAUUGAACUUCAACAGCUAAACAUAAGUUACGGUGCUCGUCGUAAAAUGCUUAAUGCUAUAGCUGCUAUUCGUGAACAACGUCUAGGUGACUGGUCAAAGGACUUCAGAGCUGCACCUGGUGCAGAGCGCAAAACCUUUCCUCGGUUUUCUGGUUCGUCUGCUCCCAAUGGCAGUACUGACAGAAUGUGAGAAGAUUGAAUAACCAUAUAAUGGCCGCUAUUAUGUGCUUUGCUGUUUUGUUUCUAAUACGAAUAUGUUUUUUACUGCUUCUGUAUAUCCGUACCGAGAUCUAUUCCGUAUCUUGCAGAUAGGGCGAUGACUACUUACUAGUGCACAGCGCUGUAAAGUCCAACCAACUUUCCAAUUUCAUUUAAUUGUUUUAAACAACAUGAAAUCAAGUUGCUUAAAAAGCAACAAAUUAGUUUUAUGUCUAACAUUCUUAUUGUCAGACCAGUCAUAGAUAUACAACUUAAUGUAUUUUCCCGUUAUUUUAAGGCGUUCAGAUACUUAAAAUCCCCUUUAAACUAUAAUCUAACUUUUAUAGACUUAUUAAAGCCAGACAUUGCUGUUUCUUGCAUGCACAUUUUAAAAAUUGCUACUAAAACUCCUAAUUCACUCACAUUUAAGUUUUAGAUUUUAAUGAAAUAAUACUGACUUUGCGGUCAAAAUAGCAUGAUUUUUUAAAGUCCAAGAAAGUAACAAGUAAUUGGUAAAUAAUGUUGAGUUGAUAAUGUUCAAAUAUUAAUGCUUUGUCUUUACGUUUUAUAAAUUUUUCCAACUUGACAAUGUUUUGAUUGUUUACUUAUAACAACGUCUAUCGGACAUUUGUUCUUGUUUAAAUGUUUUAUAAAUAGUUCCUAACUUUUAAGGUUCUUGUUUCAAGACCCGCAAGUUCUUUCCCAUUGAUUAGAACAAGUGUUUUCUGAAUCUUUCGUAAUGACGUUAAUCGGCGACUUAUUUUUUCGGAACAAGUUUUCAAAAUUGCUUCAGAUUAUUUUACCAAUUUCUAAAAUCAAUGUAAUUAGUCUAAUUUUCUGUCUAGUUUAUGUAUGAAUGUAAUCUAAUUUAUUUGGUUGAACCGAUGCAAUUUACUUUAUUUCCUGUAAUAUAACUUUGUAUAUUUUAUUGUUGCAAGAUUUAAUUUUACAAUCCUGAGUAACACGAAACACUUUUUACCAUGAGUUUGAUUACUUCAAUAAAGUUCCAUUUGAACGUUU
This is a messenger RNA of Argiope bruennichi, 3653 nucleotides long. Its product is annotated as protein bicaudal C homolog 1-A-like. The record is from RefSeq and is a predicted model, not a curated record. The coding region runs from base 31 to 2625 and encodes 864 amino acids. The transcript is spliced from 19 exons. Gene Ontology annotation, cellular component: cytoplasm. Gene Ontology annotation, molecular function: protein binding; RNA binding. NCBI's taxonomy places the organism in Eukaryota, Metazoa, Arthropoda, Arachnida, Araneae, Araneidae.